Messenger RNA from Hyphopichia burtonii NRRL Y-1933, 2878 nucleotides. It is a transcript of the gene DOT4, whose product is annotated as ubiquitin-specific protease. Gene Ontology annotation, molecular function: cysteine-type endopeptidase activity; cysteine-type deubiquitinase activity. The record is from RefSeq and is a predicted model, not a curated record. The transcript has a single exon. The coding region runs from base 487 to 2745 and encodes 752 amino acids. NCBI's taxonomy places the organism in Eukaryota, Fungi, Ascomycota, Pichiomycetes, Serinales, Debaryomycetaceae. Gene Ontology annotation, cellular component: nucleus; cytosol.
CUGUUCGUCUAACUGGGAAUUCUCUAUUUUAAAAGGGUGUCUACGAUUUAUAUGGAUGUAAGAGUCUUUGCGAGGGUCGCGUAGUGCUCUAAACGGAUAUGUGUAGAAGUAGCAGUAAAAACGUAUAAGAAUAGCAAAAUAAAAAUGCAAAUACAAUAGAAAAAAUCCCGAAAAAAAAAAAUCAGAGGGAGGGCAUCAAUAGGAAAAAAAAAAAGAAUCCUUUACCAACGCAAGACCUUGUGAUAAACUUUAGUAAGCAACUGCUAGUCUCUAGAUCGGUUUUGCAUCCAAGAUUAAGAAGACAUAGGGUAGGUGUUACUUGAGUACCUUUUAGACUAUACUGUUCCGUUUAUAUACGUCAAGCUACAAGCAUUUUGCUGAUUCUAUCAAGUAUACUCAAUUUUUUUUUUUUUUUGUUUUCAUAAAGCACUUCGACGAUUGAUUUGAACUGAUCGACCGGAUCCAAAGGCUUGAAUAAUACUUGGGAUGAGCACUUCAGUUCCAGAUACUAUAAACCCUCUUAUCGAUAGAAUUCUCGCCAAUCCCCUAACAUUUGUCCCUGCCAAAAAAACCGACCGAGAAACCGAAACUUCAAGGCCUUCAAGUUAUAUAGUUUUAGGAAAGACAUCUAAGAGCACGAGAAAGGCCGACUCCAAACCGAAUUCAGACAUUGGCCCCGAUUCCGAAUCGAAGCAAGUAUCCCAAGAAUCACAGGACUCAAUGAGAAGACCUAAAUCAAUGGCCGAAGCCGUGGCUGCGUACACCGGUAAGAAAUAUUUAACAAAGGCUGAAAAGAAAAAAUUGAAGAAAGAUAAAAAGUUAAACAAACAACAAUCCACCGAUGUUCGCUUGCUUGAUUCAGACGAAGAUUUGGGUGAAGAUCUAAAUGACGAUAACUCCGAAUUGAUCCAUGGUGCAAAGCAUUCUCAUCUUAUUGAGCCCAAUACUCCAACUGGGGGAGUUUCUCCAUCUGCAUCGGAAUCGGAAUCACAGUACGAGUCUGCAUCUGAGUAUCCUAGUGGUGAUAACCAAACUCUUCUUUCUGCAUCAUCCAAUAACGCAUCUACUGACUCACUCCCAUUUGCUGAUUUUAAAAGCGAAUCCAGCGUUAGUAUAAGCUCAUCUAAUGAAAAUAAUGAUCGAGAUGACGAUGACUCUGAUUUUGGUAGCGCAGAUGAGAAGGACGAGUCAGAGGGAUCAGAAUCAGAUUCAGAAUCCAAUGCUGAUUCUCCUUCGGCAGAAGACGAUGAUCUCGAAAAACUCAAAGAGGAUCUUAUCAAGGAUGCGUUUGAUGCUAAUGAUCAAGACGAUGCUGAUGACGAUGAGGAAGAUGCUGAAGAGAAAGAUGAGGAAGAAGUGUCUAAGCAAUCUUCGCCGGCUAAACCAUCGUCUACUAAUGCCACACCACCAACUUCUCCAGAAGAUGCCAAUGAACCAACCAAUGCUGAGAACCAGAACAAACAAGUUGCUGAAGAAGUUAAACCAACAAAGUCUCAAGAAUCUGUUUAUGAAAAACAACCAUCACCACCAUUAGAAGAAUUUUAUCGAAUUAAUGAAAACCCCCAAGAUCGUGGUCUGAAUAAUUCUAAUCGUAUUUUGAAAAAUUGGAAUAAACCUUUACUUAACAAGAAACCAGUUGGUUUAUUAAAUCAUGGAGUCACUUGUUAUAUGAAUUCAGCAAUCCAAGCCAUCUUACAUGUACCUGCUGUACAACAUUAUCUUAAUGAUGUUAGUCGAGGUAAAUACGAUAAAGUAUUAAAACCUAGAUCAGUUACACAUGUAUUAUCUGAAUUAUCUCAACGUAUGUGGGGGGUUGAAUCUAAUAAUAAAGAUCAUCAAGUGAAAAAAAUCAAACAUCCAAAAUAUAUCAAUCCUAAAAAAAUCAUUCAAAGAUUGGAAGAUAUUAAUUGUAUGAUGAGUGAAUGGAACCAAGAAGAUUCUCAUGAAUAUUUCAUGUCAUUAAUGUCAAGAUUACAAGAAGAUUCCACUCCCAAGGGAGUAAAAUUAAAUCAAUCCAUUAUUUAUGAUAUUUUCGGGGGUCUUUUAAAUCAAUCAGUUACAUGUCAAAAUUGUAAUCAUGAAAGUAUUACUAAACAAGAAUUUUAUGAUUUAUCAUUAGGAUUAAAUAAAAAGAAAAAAUCAAAUCCAACAAAUAAUGAACAAGCUGAUGGUAAAUCCUCUAAACAACAAGAAACUGAAUUAUCAAUUAAUAAUAGAUAUUCAAUUGAAAAAUCAAUUAAAGAAUUUUUUUCAACUGAAAUGAUAAAACUUGAUCGUAAAGAUAAGAGUUCAGGAUACUUUUGUGAAAAAUGUUCAAAUAGAAGUGUUGCCACUAAAAAAUCCACUAUUGAUAGAUCACCAGAAACCCUUAUAAUACAUUUGAAAAGAUUUAAAUUUAAUGGGAAUUCAUCUUCAAAAGUUAAGCAAUCAGUCUCAUAUCCAAAAUAUUUGGAUUUAACUGAUUUCACCACUAACAAAGCAGAACCAUCACGUUAUCAAUUAUUAUCAGUGAUUGUUCAUGAAGGAAGAUCAAUUAGUAGUGGACAUUACGUUGCUCAUUGUUUACAACCAGAUGGUAAUUGGGAUAGAUAUGAUGAUGAAUAUAUUAAUAGACUUAAUGAAAGACAAGCAUUAAGUGAUCCAUCUGCAUAUUUUUUACUUUACACCAAAUUAACACCAAAGACAACUCAAAAGAGAAAUGGUGAUACUCAAGGUCCACCUAAAACCAAAAAGAGAAAAUUGUAAUAGAUAUGUAAUAAUUUCAGGUGUAUAUUAAUAAAUGAUAAUAAAAAUAGACUAAACAGAGUAGUAGAGAAUUAUAUAUAUAAAAAGACCAAAAAAGAUGAGAUAGCCAUGAACCAAUAGAGAGUAACCAAGU